UUCUGUUUUGACACAUCAGGGACCUACCUGGCCAGGAAGAAGCUGCCCUUCCUAGGGAUAGCUAAUUCACCCUGACCUGUGAACACACCUUUCAUAUGCAGACCAACCCCCACCACCUACCUCCAUUAUCAUAAUUUUUGCACCCCAAGCCAAUUCCUCCCUCCCCCUAAAUCAACCCAGGGCCAGGUCACAGGCAACUAGGCACAGCCCCUCUGCCCCAAAGCCUGCUGGGAUUAUUUUAACUGGCCAGUCCUAAACUGUUUACUCUGCCCUGCCUUUCCUGCGGAAACCCUAAGAAAGGCUGUGGCUUUUGCCUUCCCCUGGCUCCUUUGUGCCUCCUGACUGACACGGGUGCUUCCUCCCGUGGACCUGGCCUGCCGUGGCACGGCGCACCUCUCUCCUUUCUGGCCAAAUGGCGAAAAUGAGUUCUUCAGUAAGAAGAAAAGGCAAGCCAGGCAAAGGAGGUGGAAAAGGGUCGUCUAGAGGAGCCAGAGGAGGCAGGAGUCACACCAAUAAAUCGCAUGGGGGCGGCGGUGGCAGUGGUGGUGGCAGCACUGGCAAUCGGAAGGCCUCGAGUAGAAUUUGGGAUGAUGGCGAUGACUUUUGUAUCUUCAGUGAAUCAAGACGCUCAUCCAGACCUAGCAACAGUAGUGUAAGAAAAGGAGAGGCACGCCCCAGAUGGAAGCCCGAAGCCAAAGUGCCCCUUCAGACCCUGCACAUGACUUCUGAGAACCAGGAGAAAGUGAAAGCUCUUCUCCGGGACCUGCAGGAGCAAGACGCAGACGCUGGAUCUGAAAGAGGCAUUUCUGGGGAGGAGGAAGAUGAUGAACCCGAGUGUGAUGAUGAACAGUACUGGUCUGCUGGACGAGAAGCUUCCCUUGUUCCUGACUGUGACCCUUUGGAAUAUGCUGGCUCAGGCCCAAUGGAGCCUCAUAGUCCAGAGUUUACCGUCUCGACAUUUGCAGUGCAGAAGCUUUCCAGGUACGGCUUCGACACCGAGCGCUGUCAGGCAGCCCUGAGGCUCUGUGAUGGAGACAUCGGGGCAUCACUAGAACAUCUGCUCACACAGUGUUUUUCAGAGACAUUUGGGGAGAAGAUGAAGAGCUCGGAGGCAGUUGCCCAUGUCAGCUUGGAUGAGUGUGUGGAACAGCGGCAGGAAGAGGCAUUUGCUCUCAAGUCCAUCUGUGGAGAGAAAUUUAUAGAAAGAAUUCAGAACCGAGUCUGGACCAUUGGAUUAGAACUGGAGUACUUGACGAGUAAAUUCUGCAAAUCCAAGCAAAAGGAAAGUACCAAAAAUACACAGGACGCUACACUUGAAGUCUGUAAAUUUUACCUCAAAGGAAAUUGUAAAUUUGGAUCAAGAUGCAAAUUCAAACAUGAAGUGCCCCCACAUCAGAUUGUCGGAAGAGCGGAGAGAAUUGUAGAUGAUUCUCAUCUUAAUGCCCACGAAGAUGCCUCUUUUUUAUAUGAACUUGAAAUUCGAUUUUCUAAAGACCACAAAUACCCUUACCAAGCUCCUCUUGUGGCAUUUUAUUCCACCAACGAGAAUCUACCUCUGGCUUGUCGUUUACACAUUUCUGAAUUCCUUUAUGGCAAGGCCUUGACAUUUGCAGAAACUUCAGAACCUGUUGUGUAUUCUCUGAUAACCGUUUUAGAGGAAGAAUCAGAAAUAGUCAAUUUACUGACAAAUACCCAUCACAAGUACAGUGUCCCUCCUGUAAACUUUCUGCCAGUAUCCUCUGGGACCAGAAUAAAUAAUCCUGUCUGUUGUAAACCAGUGAUUCCAAGUAAUUCUUUUGCUUCAAAUCAAAUUCCUGAAGUUGAAAAAGAAUCAGAACCUGAGGAGGAGACAGAUGAGGAUGAAGGUCCUGCACCAGUUAGAGUGGAGAAUGAAAGCUAUGUGAACCUUAAGAAAAAGAUUUCCAAAAGAUAUGACUGGCAGGCAAAAUCAGUACAUGCUGAAAAUGCUAAAAUCUGCAAGCAGUUCCGAAUAAAACAGGCUUCCAGACAGUUCCAGUCAAUUCUGCAAGAAAGACAAUCACUCCCUGCUUGGGAAGAAAGAGAAACCAUUCUUAAAUUGUUGAGCGAGCACCAAGUGCUUGUUAUAAGUGGUAUGACGGGAUGUGGGAAAACUACACAGAUCCCUCAGUUUAUUCUGGAUAAUUCUCUGAAUGGACCGCCUGAGAAAGUGGCUAACAUCAUCUGUACCCAACCCCGACGAAUUUCAGCAAUAUCUGUUGCUGAACGUGUUGCUAAAGAAAGGACAGAAAGAGUGGGUCUGACUGUGGGGUACCAGAUCCGGCUAGAAAGUGUCAAGUCCUCAGCCACCAGGCUGUUAUACUGCACCACGGGCGUCCUGCUGAGAAGGCUGGAAGGAGACACAGCUCUCCAAGGAGUUACCCAUAUCAUCGUUGAUGAAGUUCAUGAGAGGACAGAAGAAAGUGACUUCUUGCUGCUAGUCUUGAAGGACAUUGUGUUGCAGAGACCAACUCUUCAAGUUAUUCUAAUGAGUGCAACUUUAAAUGCUGAGCUCUUUUCAGAAUAUUUCAGUUCCUGCCCAAUUAUUACUAUACCAGGUCGUACAUUUCCUGUUGAUCAGUUUUUUCUGGAAGAUGCAAUUGCUGUGACAAGGUAUGUGUUACAGGACGGGAGCCCGUAUAUGCGCUCCGCGAAGCAGAUGACAAAGGAGAAGCUGAGAGCAAGGCACAGCAGAACUGCAUUUGAAGAAGUAGAGGAAGACCUGAGGCUCUCUCUUCACCUCCAGCCCCAGGAUUCUGUCAAAGAUGCAGUGCCAGACCAGCAGUUAGAUUUCAAGCAGCUCCUGGCCCGCUAUAAAGGGGUUAGCAAAUCAGUCAUCAAAACAAUGUCCAUCAUGGAUUUCGAAAAGGUUAAUCUUGAAUUAAUAGAGGCCUUGUUAGAGUGGAUUGUAGAUGGAAAGCACUCCUACCCUCCAGGUGCUAUCCUUGUAUUUUUACCGGGACUAGCAGAAAUCAAAAUGCUGUAUGAACAGCUACAGUCUAAUUCUCUCUUCAACAACAGACGCAGUCAUCGAUGUGUGGUGCACCCACUUCAUUCAUCUUUAUCCAGUGAAGAGCAGCAAGCAGUGUUCGUAAAACCCCCUGCGGGUGUAACCAAGAUCAUCAUUUCCACCAACAUUGCAGAGACAUCCAUAACCAUCGACGAUGUUGUCUAUGUCAUCGAUUCCGGGAAAAUGAAAGAGAAGAGGUAUGAUGCCAGCAAAGGGAUGGAGAGCCUAGAAGAUACUUUCGUCUCUCAAGCCAAUGCUCUGCAGAGGAAAGGUCGAGCAGGCCGUGUUGCCUCUGGGGUCUGCUUCCACUUAUUCACCAGCCAUCACUUCAAUCAUCAGCUGUUAAAACAGCAGCUUCCAGAGAUUCAAAGAGUGCCGUUAGAGCAGCUGUGUCUGAGAAUUAAAAUUUUAGAGAUGUUUAGCACUCACAAUCUCCAGUCUGUGUUCUCUCGGCUCAUUGAGCCGCCACACACUGACUCUCUCCGCGCCUCAAAAAUACGAUUACGAGACUUAGGAGCAUUAACUCCAGAUGAAAAGCUGACCCCCCUAGGGUAUCACUUGGCCUCUCUGCCCGUGGAUGUGAGAAUCGGCAAACUGAUGCUGUUUGGGUCUAUCUUCCGCUGUCUGGAUCCUGCCCUCACCAUUGCUGCCAGUUUGGCUUUUAAGUCUCCUUUUGUGUCUCCCUGGGAUAAAAAAAAGGAAGCUAACCAGAAAAAGCUAGAAUUUGCAUAUGCAAACAGCGACUAUCUGGCUCUUCUACAAGCAUAUAAGGGAUGGCAACUAAGUACGAAAGAAGGAAUGCGUGCAAGUUACAAUUACUGCAGACAGAACUUCUUGUCUGGAAGAGUUCUUCAGGAAAUGGCCAGCCUCAAACGACAAUUCACUGAACUGUUAUCAGAUAUAGGCUUUGUAAAGGAGGGACUCAGAGCAAGGGAAAUUGAGAAAAGAGCCCAAGGAGGAGAUGGUAUCUUGGACGCCACAGGAGAAGAGGCAAACUCCAAUGCUGAGAACCCCAAGCUGAUAUCAGCCAUGCUGUGUGCUGCUCUUUAUCCAAAUGUAGUGCAGGUGAAAAGCCCAGAAGGGAAAUUUCAGAAGACCAGUACUGGAGCUGUCAGAAUGCAACCCAAAUCAGAUGAGUUGAAGUUUGUCACCAAGAACGAUGGCUACGUGCACAUCCACCCUUCGUCAGUGAACUAUCAGGUCAGACACUUUGACAGCCCCUACCUGGUGUACCACGAAAAGAUCAAAACUAGUCGGGUGUUCAUUCGAGACUGCAGUGUGGUGUCCGUGUACCCCCUGGUCCUGUUCGGGGGAGGCCAAGUGAGCGUGCAGCUUCAGAGAGGGGAGUUUAUCGUGUCCUUGGAUGACGGUUGGAUCCGUUUUGCGGCUGCUUCGCAUCAGGUGGCCGAAUUAGUAAAGGAACUCCGUUGUGAACUUGACCAGCUCCUCCAGGAUAAGAUAAAAAACCCAAGCAUAGAUCUGUGUACAUGUCCUCGAGGAUCCCGGAUCAUCAGCAUGAUUGUGAAACUUGUCACCACACAAUAAAGACCAGUCUCAGGAG
Messenger RNA from Lontra canadensis (Northern American river otter), 4589 nucleotides. It is a transcript of the gene DHX57, whose product is annotated as DExH-box helicase 57. The coding region runs from base 413 to 4573 and encodes 1386 amino acids. Gene Ontology annotation, cellular component: intracellular anatomical structure. The record is from RefSeq and is a predicted model, not a curated record. Gene Ontology annotation, molecular function: metal ion binding; protein binding; RNA binding. The transcript is spliced from 24 exons. Lineage: Eukaryota; Metazoa; Chordata; Mammalia; Carnivora; Mustelidae.